Molecule: messenger RNA, 1155 nt
Organism: Benincasa hispida (wax gourd)
Lineage: Eukaryota; Viridiplantae; Streptophyta; Magnoliopsida; Cucurbitales; Cucurbitaceae
Gene: YUC11
Product: Flavin-binding monooxygenase family protein
Molecular function (GO): N,N-dimethylaniline monooxygenase activity; NADP binding; flavin adenine dinucleotide binding
Source: RefSeq, a predicted model, not a curated record
AUGGAGGAAACGCAGGUGAUCAUUGUCGGGGCUGGGCCGGCUGGACUCGCAGUAUCCGCUUGCUUGAACCGUCUUUCGAUACGAAACAUCGUUCUCGAAAGAGACGAUUGCUGCGCUUCUCUAUGGCGAAAAAGGGCUUAUGAUAGGUUAAAACUCCAUUUAGCCAAAAACUAUUGCAGCCUUCCCUACAUGUCAUUCCCAGACAAUGCACCGACCUAUAUUUCACGAGUUGAUUUCCUUAAAUAUUUAGAUGAGUACAUGUCGUUUUUCGGGAUCGAACCGAGAUGUUGUCGGACGGUGGAACGAGCUUGGUACAACGAAGUGGAGGAGAAAUGGAAGGUGGGGGUGGAUAAUACAAGUAGUGGUGUGCAAGAAAGGUAUGAUUGUAAGUUUCUUGUAGUAGCUACUGGUGAAAAUAGUGAAGGGUUUUUGCCUAACAUUCCUGGAUUGGAGAGCUUUAAUGGUGAAGUAUUGCAUUCAAGUGGCUAUGAUAAUGGCCAAAGGUUUCGAGGGAAAGAUGUUUUGGUUGUUGGAUGUGGGAAUUCAGGUAUGGAGAUUGCUUAUGAUUUGUCUAACCAUGAUGCAAAUACUUCUAUCGUCGUUCGGAGCCCGGUACACGUGUUAACGAAAGAUAUAGUUCGAUUAGGGAUGUUUUUAUUGAAAUAUUUUCCAUGUAACGUUGUGGAUUCAAUUAGCAUUAAUCUUGCAAAGUUGAAGUACGGAGAUUUUUCCAAGUAUGGGAUUCAAAGGCCAAGAGGAGGCCCUUUUCUUGUCAAAGCCAAAACUGGACGAUCCCCUACCAUUGAUGUUGGAUGUAUGAAAAGAAUUCAAAGAGGAGAGAUCAAGGUUCUUCCAUCUAUAACAUGUAUAAAGGGAGAGCAAGUCAGAUUUGCAUAUGGGAUUAUGAAUUGCUUUGAUGCAAUCAUUUUUGCCACAGGCUACAAGAGCACAGUCCUCAAUUGGCUAGAGGAUGACAAAAAGCACUUCAAUGAAGAUGGAAUGCCAAAUCAAAGGUUCCCAACUCAUUGGAAAGGGGAAAAUGGGUUGUAUUGUGUUGGAUUUGGACAACAAGGUUUACUAGGAAUUUCAAAUGAUGCUCAAAAGAUUGCAAGUGAUAUAAGCUUGGCUUUGGGUCUAAAAAUUGCCAUGGAGUGA